GUGCUGUCUCUCCGCGUGCAAUAUAAUGCGGUGAGCUACCAUAUCUCGUGCCAUAUUUCCAACUCUAUCUUGUUGUUCAAGUGAAACCUCAGGUGAGAGGGGAAAGAGACGGAUUUAUGUUCUGAGCAGCGUGUUGUUCUGGCACUUAACCAAAGCAAUAGCUUCAUAGACAUCAAAUACCUAGUAGACUCUUGCUGUAAGAAAUGGCCUAUACUAUAAAGGCACAUUUGCCAACAAAUUCACCCCCUAUCCAGGGCACGCCUGCGUUACUUAUCCAGCAGCCGUGUGGACUUGGUGAGGCAGCGGAUUCAAACACAGCAUUUGGCAGCCCCGAUGCCAAUCCUGUGAUUCCCUGCUUCGCACCUAGCCCACAGAUUCAGUGUCCCGUGGCAGGUUCCGAUGUACUAUUCUCAGGCUUCGUCACCACGGGAGCGAGAUUGGAUGGAGCAUCAAGUAAAACGUCGUCGACUUUGAACUCUGACAUGAGUAGUAGUACUACGUGUGGGAGUCUGCCAGUGGAAGGCCUUCCCGUCUAUGGGGGAUUGGACACCCUUGCGCAGACCCCUGGAUCAGCUAGAUUUCCACCAUUUCCGCAAGAUCUCAGCCAACAGCCACACAACCUGACAGCUCAUGCACCUAACGGACUCAUCUCCGAAGGAGAUAACAUUAUGUCAACACUGUUCGCUUCACGGAUGACCUUAGCCUCCAGUACGACGGCUACCGCGGGUCACAGCCUAGGACAGGAAUACGAAAGCCCUGGCAUGCAUCGAAGCCAGUUCCUAUCAAGAACUCUGGAGCAAAUGCCAUUUAGGCCAGCCAUGUCGGAUGGUAUCGGUACAGACGCAUUCAGAUCCGGUGUGUUUCCAACUUGGUCUCCGCAGGCGGCCAGGAGAGCUUUGCCACCCGUGCAUUGCUCUAUUGGUUCCCUGGAUGAUGGUGGGAAUGCUAGCCGAUGCCGACUCCAUGGUAUAUUUCACACGCAGCGAAAACGCCCAACUGUCAAUCCCACAAGGUACCAUUUCGUGUGUCCCCAGUGCACCACGAUUCUCACUGCGUUCUUCAAGCAGUGCCCAUAUCCGACUGCGCCACAGAAAAAGGACCUGCUCAGAAUGGUGGGCAUGGAGCGACAUCAGCUGGACAACUGGUUCUGCAACAAGCGCCGCAAGAAGCCUGAACCCUGCGGAUCUCCGACCUCCACGACACCAGACGGCUCCCCAUCCAGCUCGAUGAUGUAAAGAUAACGCGAGCCUGGACAAGAUCUUCAAUUCAGUAAAAUAUUUUGUGCUGUGAAGGACGUGGCAAUCCAGCUCCAGUACUGAGACCGACUUUGUGGAAUUGUGAAACCUCAAAUGAUAUCUCCUUCAAUUUCAUGCUUGAUUUCUUCUACAUGUAUUCAGUGACUCGUACUUCAUUGUUCCUUUCUUUUCUACAUGUAUUUUAUUUAUCCUUGGCUCUCCAUCCGAGUCCGUUUUACUAUUCCGUUGAGAUUAAUUUUCCUUUCUUUCUCCAAAAGAAAUUAAAUACAUGUACAUGUACAUGUACAUGUACAUGUUACAGUAUACAUGGACAUUGUGUGUAACUUUGCGUCUCGAACUACAUGUACAUUUCGUCGUCUUUAUAAUUAUUAUGGCUUUGCCUAUGGUCACUGAUAGUCCUGAACAGUUGCAUUUCGUAUUCAUUACACUAUUCGUGGAAUAUCGAAUUCUUCUUCUAAAGGAAUGUUCAUCUUUAUUGCUUACGGAAUCCGAACAAUCAGUA
Molecule: messenger RNA, 1758 nt
Organism: Sycon ciliatum
Lineage: Eukaryota; Metazoa; Porifera; Calcarea; Leucosolenida; Sycettidae
Product: homeobox protein homothorax-like
Exons: 3
Coding region: 204-1235 (343 amino acids)
Molecular function (GO): DNA binding
Source: RefSeq, a predicted model, not a curated record